UUAAAAACCAUUUUAAAAAUGUGCACAUCCUCCCAUGCUGCAUGGUUGCCCGCACUCCCCUCCUGGGCUCAUAUUUCAUUACAUUAGUUCAUCUUUAAAAGGAGGUGGAGGAGGGGGGCCUUCUCUGAGGCGGUCCCGCAUUCAGUACGCCCCUGUCUCUGUCUCAUAGUUAGGGCACCAAAAUAACUCGGUCGAGAGAGACGCUUGUUUUUGUUUGUUUGUUUGUUUACCUGAAAGCCAAAACUCUUCCAGGAUCCACAUUUGCAACUCUCCUAGUAUCCACGCCGUAUUUUUCUCCAUGCCUUCUAGCGUAAAGCCCCCGAACGUCACCUUCCCUCCCCCUCCCCUUAGCAACAGAGGCAACAUGGCGGCGUCCAGUAACGCGGAGCAUUCUCCAGAGAUAUCGACGCCUUUAAAGAUACCGAAAACCGAGGUGCCAUCCCCCGAGUCGGAGGAUUUGAGUGACAGUAAUCAAUACCACUCCAAUCCCUCGACACCUAACCGCUUCUCGCCUUUGAACGUGGGCUCAGGGACCGCGGGCCGGACGGCGGCCUCAUCCUCCUCCAACAGCUUCACGGCUUGCCGAGGGAUGUCGUGGACCCCGUCUGAGACAAACGCCCUCAUCGCGGUCUGGGGCAACGAGAGGCUGACGGAGGCGAGGAUGCAGCAGCUGGAGGUCGCGGGCACCGUGUUCUCCGGUAAGGCCCCCGGUCCUGCCAUGUACGAGCGGGUGUCCAGAGCCUUGUCGGAGCUUGGAUAUGAGAGGACCCCGUCCCAGUGCAGGGAGAGGAUGAAGACGCUGCGGCGCUGCUACAGCCGCGUGAAGGAGCAUGGCAUCGGCAAAAGGAAGAGCAGCUACACUAUAGAGCAGCUGGAGAAGGUGUUUGGUCAGGGAGGCUGGGACUCCCAGAGUUGUGCCCCGGUGCUGAUCAACAGCAGUGGGCUGUAUCAGGAAAUGGAGUCCGAUGGCAGCACCCUGGAAGACUUCUCCCAGGAGGACUGGUGCAACCAGGUGCUAGACUCAGCCUUCCAGGAGGGAGACAUGGAGACUGGUGAGUGUGCUAGCAAGCAGUGGACAGAUAGCAAUAAAAGACACAGAAAUAAUGGGUUUGAACUAAUAUGUGUGUUUGUUUUCUCUCUAGAAGAAAUCCAGGUGCCUAAAAACAGAGCUCUGCAGAUUCAAGCAGAGCUGUCAGAACAAACCCAAAAAAGAGACAUGAUGCAGACUGUGAUGCGUAUCCUUGAGUCAGUGCAGCUGAAAUGGGAGCACUUCCAGACGUGGACUGAGUUCUCACGGCUGCACCUCUCCAACAAACUGGCCAUCUUUGGCGUGGGCUACAACACGCGCUGGCGCGAGGACGUGCGUUACCACUACGCCGAAAUCAGCUCGCAGGUGCCGCUGGGCAAGAGGCUUCGUGAGUACUUCAACCCAGAGAAGCCAGAGGGCCGCAUCAUCAUGACCAAAGUUCAGAAGAUGAACUGGAAGAAUGUCUACUACAAGUUCCUGGACAUUACCAUCAGCGAGGCACGCUGCCUGGAGCUGCACAUGGAGGUGGACUGGAACCCUGUAUCCCAGUCCAGGGCAGCAGGCUGCAGCAAAGGCACCUCCCACUACCUCCUUCCUGGGGACAUCCCCAAGGCGUAUGGACUCUACGCAAUUGGCUACGAGGCAAUGUCGUCCUCUGACACCGCUCAGACCUCUCCCCAGGGUGAUAGUGAAGACCAUAGCUUACCUCAGUGGGAGUCAGAGAACGGGGCACAAAGUCAGGCUGAUGGAGAAGGUGCAGGGAAAGGUGACAGGACUGGGGCUAAAGUCACUUACUGCUACCUAGGCAUAGCUGAGGAUAGGACCAUACAGCAGUGUCUCUUCCAGCACUUUCAGGGCUCUGGCAAACACUAUGUCCAUGGUGAACCCUCCACUGUGACGCGUUUCCUGCAGGAGAACUGCUGCGGUGCCGUCACAAGUCAGGAUGGGGAGGGAGGUGAAGACUCGUCUCAGCGUUUUUCCAUUUACAUAAAAUUCAUUGAGGUGGAGCUGGACUUCCUCUCAGCAGGCUCCCUGGUGGAGUGCCUCGAAACUGCUGUUGGUUAUUCCUUGAAAUACAACAACAGAGAAACAUCUUAACUGCACUCAGUGUUUCAGAUUUGUAUUGACUAAAGAUAUAAUUAACACGUGUUACAGCCAACAAGGCAACAUGAACGGUGACCAAUUCUGUCUGUUAAAGCAUGGAUGUGUGCAAGAGUCUGGCAUAUUUUUGCAGCCUUUUCAGCUCUAUUGAACAGAUUUUUCAGUAGACCCUUAUUAAGUCCAAAAAGAAUGACUAUGCACAAUAUGGCAAAUGUAUUGUGUAGAAAUAUGGGGACAGUAGCUUAAGUAUUUCAGAGCUGCAACAUCCAAGAAGUAUGUACUUAUUAUUUUAUGCUAAUGUGCACUACAAAGGUUUCUGCUGCUUGUUUAGUGUAGAUAUUGCCUCAUCAGGGAGUGUGGGGUUGGCAAGGUGACUACUGCAGUAUGCAUCUGUCUACCUCAGUAGGAUGUAGCAAACAAGGCAGCGAGGGCACCACAGCGUGUAUUUAUUCUGAAACUGCCUUUACUUUGACUGUUGAGGUCUGGACCUGAAUUCACAAAGCAUCUAAGAGUAACGGCUGAUUUAUGCCUUACGUUUUGCACGUGGAACUGGACUGCAGCUAGAGAUGCUUCCAUGCAAAUUAGGGAGAAAAUUAGUUAGUUCAAUUGUAUAGGUCUGAUGGUUUAUCCAGCAGUGUGAACACUGGGUGCGCGUCAAAACCCCGACCGGCCGGUUGGGCGUGGUUUCCACUCCAUUUCAAUUCAGCACACAAAACACCACAUGCUGCUCAUGCCGACCUGUAUCGACGGCAGUAUACAAAACCCCAUGUGUACCAACAGCAUCGUUAAUUAUACAGUCUAAUAAAAACAUUUUUCACACGGCUGAAUCCAAAUGGAAAGGGUUCUGUAGUGUCUCUGCAACUUUAAAAAUACUAAAUUAAAGUUUAUCACAGCAUCUCUACCACCGGCUGCUGUUUGAUUUUCAGUUUCGUACCUGCCGCCUCAUAUCGUGCCUGCUCUCCAUUUAACCGGGGUUCCCGCCCUUGCCCUUAUUUAAAAAAAACAACCAAACGGAGCGCACUUUUCAAGCUGUCUGGGUUAUCUGUGUAGCUCACUUGCUGACUCUCUUGCCUGGUCUUUUAUAGCUCUAAUGCACAUUCAAAUGCUUGACUAGGUUGGUGGUAUUCAGAGUUUUGCUCCUGCACAAGCAAACACUGAAUUUUGUCUUUGCUAGAUAUUCUGAAAUACUGCCAGAUCACUAAGGAAAUUAUUGAUUUACUUGUUAUGUGUUUUUGGUGCCAUGGUAUCAGCCAAAAUGAGAAAUCGCUGAUUUUACACUGGAGUGUAAAUAUACACUAAGCCAAUAUGUAUUGUUGGCCAGUGCUUUGGAGCAUCUCUAGCUGCGGCUGUGGGGUUGUGGGUAUCAGUGGACCAACACCACAGCACCUCCCACAUACUGGUAUUUUAAAUGCACCAGUGUUGCAGAUACAUAAUCACAUGAACACAUGAUCGUGCCAGUGGUUGAGGUAAUCUACUUGCUUACAGCCUAAGAUCACAGAUCUACAACUUCUAGUAAGGGUAAGACUAUAAGCUGCAGAGGUUUACUCAUCCUUGACUAAUAAUCAAACUGAAUUCUUUAUGAACAUGAUUCCUGAGGUUAUGUGCAAUGUGCCAGGAAGGGACUGUGUAGAGAAGAAUCAAACAAUGGAUAAGUCCAUAUCAUAUGUUUAUGAAAUCUACCUUAUAUAUCUAUAAUAUAUAUUUAAGAAUAUUGUUGUUCUUGAGCAUUCCAGCUUUUGCAAACUUGCAAUGUUCAUUUGUUUGGGUAUACAGUAUAUAAAGAUAAAUAUGAUAUUUUAUAUUUUAUCGGUUGACAUCAUGUCUCGUAUGUGAUUGUUUGGAAGUCACCGUCUUGUAUGUUUACAUGUUUGAAAAACAAUAAAUGGGGCACUCACUGUCAUUUGUUACACAGUGAA
Molecule: messenger RNA, 4044 nt
Organism: Siniperca chuatsi (mandarin fish)
Lineage: Eukaryota; Metazoa; Chordata; Actinopteri; Centrarchiformes; Sinipercidae
Gene: msantd2
Product: myb/SANT-like DNA-binding domain-containing protein 2
Exons: 3
Coding region: 299-2125 (608 amino acids)
Source: RefSeq, a predicted model, not a curated record